UUCAACACUUUUAGUGACGAUCCAAGUAAACGCUACAAAUUCUUCUUGUGGAGACCGCCAUUUGGCAUAUGACCAACUUGAACUUCCAACCAUGAUACCAACAUUGAGAUCAUCUCCUUCCAUAGUUUCAACAACACAGACCAUCGUAUCAGUUCCUUUGACAUCCAAAAUGAAUCGAAACCCGAUCUGGGUAGUCUCGAUUCUGUUCUUUCUCACGCACAGAACAAAAUCUGAUGAAGGAGAGAGCCGGGACUCGCUGAUCGAGUUCUACAGAAGACUCUCCAGCAGCAGCAGCCCGCCUGACCCUGUCUCAGGCUGGAACUCAUCCUCUUAUCCUUGUAAGGAUCAGUGGAGGGGUGUGACCUGCGAUAACCGGACUCUUUCUGUGAAGAAAAUCCAGCUUGAUGGUAUGAAUUUUACAGGAACUUUCGAUGCAAGUACUCUCUGCGACGUGCGGUCUGUCGCCACAUCUCUUACAACCAUCAGUCUCAAUGACAAUAGCCUCACUGGAGAACACCUUGACGAGAUCUCAAAAUGCACACAGCUCACUAAUCUUCAUAUGGGUAGGAACCGGUUCUCUGGCAGCCUUCCUGACUCUCUUUCGAGGUUGAAUAAUCUGAAAGGGCUCGACAUAUCUAGGAACAGCUUCUCUGGAAGGUUGCCUGAUCUUGCACUGAUAUCAGGCUUGCAAGAGUUCUUGGCUCAGAACAAUCAGCUCUCCGGUGACAUUCCAAGUUUCAAUUUCCCAAACUUUCUGCAGUUCAAUGUUUCCUUCAACAAUUUCACCGGUAGCAUUCCAUUUGGGGGCGGCGAUUUGCCUGCCAGUAGUUUCAUGGGUAAUCCUGAGCUGUGCGGAGAUCCAUUGCCAAAGAAAUGCCCAUCACAGCCCCCAGAAUUGCCGCCAGAACCUGACCAGCCAAAGAAGUCCAAAGGGGACUCAGACUUUGAGGUGAUAAUGUUUUCAGGCUACAUCCUCAUAGGAUUGGCUCUUUUUCUUACCAUCAUUCUUAAGCUGUGUAAAAGAGACCAGAAAAAAGAAGAGACCAAGGAGUGUUCAGCAAACAAGGUUGCGUCGGUUGAUGACAGUUUAUACAGCCCAAGCAAGGCAUCAGGGAAGUAUAAAGCAAGUCUAAGCAAGCCAGAAAUCUCAGCUGCAUCAGCUCAAAGUGUUGAGAUGGCUUCAUCGUCGCUGAUCGUUCUCGCUAGUCCAGAGGUGAACGGAUUGAAAUUCGAGGAUUUGCUCAAGGCUCCAGCCGAGUUGCUUGGGAGAGGAAAGCAUGGCACUGUCUAUAAGGUACUCUGCGACCAAGGCUUCACACUGGCUGUCAAAAGGAUUAGGGACUGGCCGAUUUCCCCCCACGAUUUCAAGCGGAGGAUGCGCAGGUUGGACCAAGUGAAGCAUCCAAAUGUGUUGCCAGCCGUGGCUUUCUACUGUUCCCAGCAAGAGAAGCUUUUGGUCUACGAGUAUCAGGAGAAUGGAAGCCUCUUCGAGCUUCUCCAUGGAAGCCAAAAUAGGGGAGCCUUUGACUGGAGCAGCAGGCUUGGCAUUUCAGCCACAGUAGCCGAUGCACUGGCUUUCAUGCACCAAUCUCUCGGAGCAGAUGGGAUUGCUCACGGGAACUUAAAAUCCUCAAACAUUCUGCUAAACAAGAACAUGGAACCCCGGAUCAGCGAGUAUGGUCUAGUGACAGUAGACAACGAAUUUCAGCCAUCAGCCGCUGGUUUCAAUAGUCAGAGCGAUGAUCCAAGCAGUGGCUUCAGAGCAGACAUUUACAGUCUCGGUGUGAUUCUUCUUGAGCUGCUAACUGGAAAGAUGGAGGUUCAGAACAAUGGCAUGGGCUUGGCGAGAUGGGUUCUGUCUGUGGUUCGAGAAGAGUGGACCGUGGAGGUGUUCGAUAAAGGGUUGAUUCAAGAAGGUGCAAGUGAGGAGAGGCUGAUGAACUUGCUGCUGGUGGCUCUGAAAUGUGUCAGCUCCCCUGAAACCAGGCCUAGCAUCAACCAGGUUGCUCUCAUGCUCAACACCCUAAAAGAGGAGGAUGAGAGAUCCAUAGUUUCUGAAACAUAAUCAAGCAAGCAAGCAAACAAGAACAUCUUUGGCUUGUUCCAGAGCUUGAGGAAACGGAAACUCCCAGAGAGAACCCUCUUAAUUUCUUUCAUCCUAUCUCUGUGUUUUUCUGUAGAUGUUAGCCGGCUCUCGAAUGCAGUGUAUCCUCCACACAAGUUCAAACUCAUGAACAUAUUGCAGGUUUUUAUUCUAGUUACUAAUUGCAGUCACAUCACCUCAGUGGUUGAUCUAUCUUCAACCAACGAUGUCAAUUGGAAAAUAUUCAUUAACAGAUGAUUAAGGAAGAGAUGCGAUGUUGUAGAUGAUAGUGAUCAUAAUCAUGCCUGCAUUACCAAAUUAAUGGCAAGUCCUCACCAACUCUCUUUACAUAACCAAUGGUUAAGGAAGAAUAUCAUUGGUUUGAUGCUUAAUC
Messenger RNA from Diospyros lotus (date-plum), 2477 nucleotides. RefSeq names its product probable inactive receptor kinase At2g26730. Gene Ontology annotation, biological process: protein phosphorylation. Bases 92 to 2065 code for a protein of 657 amino acids. The transcript has 2 exons. Gene Ontology annotation, molecular function: ATP binding; protein binding; protein kinase activity. NCBI's taxonomy places the organism in Eukaryota, Viridiplantae, Streptophyta, Magnoliopsida, Ericales, Ebenaceae. The record is from RefSeq and is a predicted model, not a curated record.